Drosophila albomicans is the source of this 1216-nucleotide messenger RNA. RefSeq names its product tumor suppressor candidate 3 (gene Ostgamma). The record is from RefSeq and is a predicted model, not a curated record. The transcript has 4 exons. Lineage: Eukaryota; Metazoa; Arthropoda; Insecta; Diptera; Drosophilidae. Bases 65 to 1057 code for a protein of 330 amino acids. Gene Ontology annotation, cellular component: oligosaccharyltransferase complex.
UACUCUGUGAUUGGUUUUUUUUUGUAUAAAUAUUUGUAAUUAAACAAAUUAAAAUAAACGCAAAAUGAAGGUGCUGCGCCACACUCUACUGUGCGCGCUUAUAGUGCUUGCUGGCUGCCUGAUCUUUGUGGCAGCGCAGGGUAAACAGAAGACGGGCUUAACGCUGUCGGAGCGCGUCCAAAACUUAGUGGAUAUGAACAUGAAGAAGCCGCUGUUGCGUUUCAAUGGACAAAAGUUUCGUGAAUAUGUGAAGAAUACGCCACGCAAUUAUUCGAUGGUUGUAAUGCUCACAGCGCUGGCGCCAACACGUCAAUGUCAGAUCUGUCGCCAUGCCCACGAUGAGUUCAGCAUUGUAGCCAACUCAUAUCGCUUCUCGCCCAUCUAUUCCAACAAACUCUUCUUUGCCAUGGUCGAUUUCGAUGAGGGUUCCGAUGUCUUCCAGAUGCUGCGUCUCAACACGGCGCCCGUUUUCAUGCAUUUCCCCGCUAAGGGAAAACCAAAGGGUGCCGACACCAUGGACAUACAUCGUGUGGGCUUUGCGGCUGAUUCGAUAGCGAAAUUCGUGGCUGAACGCACGGAUAUCACCAUUCGAAUCUUUAGACCACCAAACUAUUCGGGCACUGUUGCCAUGAUUACGCUGGUAGCGUUGGUUGGCAGUUUCCUUUACAUCAGACGCAACAAUCUGGAAUUCCUGUACAACAAGAAUCUGUGGGGCGCCAUUGCGUUGUUCUUCUGCUUCGCCAUGAUCUCGGGUCAGAUGUGGAAUCACAUUCGAGGACCACCCUUGGUGCACAAGACGCAGAAUGGCGGCGUUGCCUACAUCCAUGGAUCCUCGCAGGGCCAGCUGGUGGUGGAGACCUACAUUGUCAUGUUCUUAAAUGCUAUGAUUGUGCUGGGCAUGAUUCUGUUAAUUGAGUCGGGCACACAGAAGGCGAACAAUCGAAAUCGCAUUAUGGCCAUGGCCGGUUUGGUCUUGUUAACUGUAUUCUUCUCCUUCUUACUCUCUGUAUUCCGUUCCAAAGCUCAGGGUUAUCCUUAUAGUUUCUUGUUUAAAUAGAACCGACUGAGGCCAACAGCUUUCAAUGACGAGGGUUCAAGAGUGGAUCGUUAUUAACGUUUUAUAGUUCAAAUUCCAAAAAGCAAAAUCACCAAGCACCAAGUACUCGACGUGUGUGUAAAACAAGUUUAAUAAUAAAAGCCACUACUAAAUUACAAA